Messenger RNA from Suillus clintonianus, 1580 nucleotides. RefSeq lists its product as uncharacterized. The record is from RefSeq and is a predicted model, not a curated record. Gene Ontology annotation, molecular function: allantoinase activity; zinc ion binding; cobalt ion binding. Gene Ontology annotation, cellular component: cytoplasm. NCBI's taxonomy places the organism in Eukaryota, Fungi, Basidiomycota, Agaricomycetes, Boletales, Suillaceae. The coding region runs from base 1 to 1524 and encodes 507 amino acids. The transcript is spliced from 7 exons. Gene Ontology annotation, biological process: purine nucleobase catabolic process; allantoin catabolic process.
AUGUCCAUCCCAAUUAUUUUCAUUUUUCCAAGUGAUCACAAUGUGUUCCGCCCUCUGACUGGACGCACUGCCCUAAACAUCGCCUACUUCGCUAUAGUCGGGGCCCUCACGUCCUUUCAGCAAUUAAACAUUCCGUUCUUCGCUUCAUUCGCUCCUUCAACACUCCGCCCCAGCCCACAUACUAUCUUCGUGAUGGCCAUCGUGACUAGCCGGAAUGCCCUGCUGCCUGGUUCAAAUGAGCUACAGCCAGCCACGAUCACGGUGAACAUCGGCACAGGUAAGAUCACAGACAUCCAAACGGUGUAUGCAGAACGAAGUCCGGGGGGAGAGACAACAUUUAUUGAUGCAGGAGAAAAGUUCGUUCUUCCUGGACUAGUCGAUGCCCACGUCCAUCUAAAUGAGCCUGGUCGAACGGACUGGGAGGGUUUUUGGACCGGUACGCGAGCGGCUGUGGCAGGAGGAAUCACCACGGUCGUGGAUAUGCCGUUAAACUCUAUACCGCCCGCGACCACAUUACAGAACCUCGAGAUUAAGCGACAAACUGCACAAGGCCAGAGCUGGGCCGACGCUGACCUGAAACCAUUGGUGGCAGCUGGAGUCAAAGGAUUUAAGUGCUUUUUGAUUGAAAGUGGCGUCGAGGAAUUCCCUUGCGUCUCAGAGCAUGAUCCUCAUGCACACAUGCAAGAGCUCCUGGAUCAAUCGACUGUCCUUUUGUUCCACGCAGAACUUGAGGGCGACUCGUGCUCAGUGCAAAAUAACGAGGAACACGAUCCAACAGCAUAUCAGACCUUCCUUUCCUCUUGCCCUCAAGAGCUUGAGGUUAACGCUAUCUCUCUGAUAACGCGCUUGCAAGAAAGGUACAACUCCCUUCGUUGCCACAUCGUUCACUUAUCUGCGUCAUCUGCUCUUCCUAUUAUUCGCGCUGCGCGUUCUCGCAAGUUGAAUCUGACGGUGGAAACAUGUUUCCAUUAUUUGUGCCUCUCAGCGGACAGCGUACCACGCGGCCGACCUGAAUUUAAGUGCUGUCCACCUAUCCGUUCCGAAUCAAACAGAGAUGCACUGUGGGAGGCAUUGAUAGACGGGACCAUUGACUGUGUGGUAUCCGAACACAGUCCAUGGGUAGCAGAGCUGAAGAAGUUCGAGGAGGGGAAUAUCAUGACCGCCUGGGGAGGCAUAAACAGCCUCGGUUUUGGCCUGAGCCUUCUAUGGACAGAAGGCCGAAGGAGGGGCGUCAGCCUUGGUCAGAUUAUUCGCUGGACAAGCGAGGAAACUGUGAAACAUGCUGGGCUUUCAUCAUCCAAAGGCCAGUUAUCAGUAGGGUAUGAUGGCGACCUCGUCAUCUGGGACCCUGCAGCCGAGUUCAAGGUGUCGAAGGAACACUUCCACUUCAACAACAAAUUCUCCUCAUACGAAGGGAUGGUGCUAAAUGGAGUUGUGCAGCAAACAAUUUUGCGGGGCCGCAUGGCCUACGAUAGGACGCAGAACGGCUUUGAUAGCCUUACUCCCAUUGGCAAGCUCUUGUGAUUGCCAGUGCGUUGCAGUCUUGUUCCUUUUCCCAGCCUUCCACAUUCAGCGCAAAU